AAGUUACCAAUUACCAGUUACCACCUCCACACAAAGCGAUCUUCCGGCACUUUCGAGAGGGAAAGAGAUGGGUGCGUGGGCUAUAGCAGUGCACGGAGGAGCUGGUGUGGACCCAAAUCUCCCAUCGGAGAGGCAAGAGGAGGCCAAGAAACUCCUCACUCACUGCCUCAAUCUCGGCAUCACUGCUCUUCGCUCUUCCCUCUCCGCCAUCGAUGUCGUCGAACUCGUUGUGCGAGAACUGGAAACAGAUCCGAUAUUCAAUUCGGGACGUGGAUCGGCGUUAACGGAGAAAGGGACGGUAGAGAUGGAGGCGAGCAUUAUGGAUGGGACCAAGAGGAGAUGCGGGGCGGUGUCGGGGUUAACCACCGUCAAGAAUCCGGUAUCGCUGGCACGCCUGGUGAUGGACAAGUCACCUCAUUCUUAUCUGGCCUUCUCCGGUGCCGAGGAAUUCGCAAGGAAACAAGGUGUAGAACUGGUUGAUAAUGAUUUCUUCAUCACGGAAGAAAACGUUGGGAUGUUGAAAUUGGCUAAGGAGGCUAAUGCAAUCGUGUUUGAUUACAGGAUCCCAGUCGUAGGAUUAGGACUAGAAACAUGCAGUGUGGGCGCAGGUGCGAUGGAGAGCAAUUUGCAAAUGAAUGGGCUACCAAUCAGGGUGUACGCACCGGAGACGGUUGGGUGUGUGGUGGUGGACGGCCACGGGAGGUGUGCGGCGGCCACCUCCACCGGAGGGCUGAUGAACAAGAUGAGCGGCCGCAUCGGAGAUUCACCCUUGAUCGGUUCCGGAACCUAUGCCUGUGACCUCUGCGCGGUGUCUUGCACGGGAGAAGGCGAAGCCAUCAUACGUGGGACCUUGGCAAGGGAUGUGGCUGCGGUGAUGGAGUACAAGGGUUUCCCUCUACAGGAGGCAGUGGACUAUGUUGUUAAGAAGAGGUUGGACGAGGGAAAGGCCGGCAUGAUCGCGGUAUCGAAUAAAGGGGAGGUUGCUGUCGGAUUCAACACUACCGGUAUGUUUAGGGGCUGCGCCACCGAGGAUGGUUUCAUGGAGGUUGCCGUGUGGAAUUAAUUAGUUGUGCUCUACUGGUGAUAUAUCCCUAAUCUUUUGUCUUAAUUAUUCCUAAGAAAUUUACCUACUAGUGGUUUAUUAGGAAUAAAGCCAAAAGAAAAAAAAAAAGGUAUUAGCCUUACCGCCAUAGGGCAUGUCUCUCAAUCUCUUUCUUAUAAAGAAACCAUGAAUGGUAGAAUUAUGGAA
Messenger RNA from Macadamia integrifolia, 1249 nucleotides. RefSeq names its product probable isoaspartyl peptidase/L-asparaginase 2. Bases 68 to 1063 code for a protein of 331 amino acids. The transcript is spliced from 4 exons. Lineage: Eukaryota; Viridiplantae; Streptophyta; Magnoliopsida; Proteales; Proteaceae. Gene Ontology annotation, molecular function: hydrolase activity. The record is from RefSeq and is a predicted model, not a curated record.